Trichoderma harzianum CBS 226.95 is the source of this 978-nucleotide messenger RNA. RefSeq lists its product as hypothetical. The transcript has a single exon. NCBI's taxonomy places the organism in Eukaryota, Fungi, Ascomycota, Sordariomycetes, Hypocreales, Hypocreaceae. Bases 1 to 588 code for a protein of 195 amino acids. The record is from RefSeq and is a predicted model, not a curated record.
AUGACGCAAAUUGACCAGAACGAAUACCUGAGCUUAAUAAAGGCGUCAUAUUUCAAGAUGGAUCGUGACACUGAGCGAGGAGCUGUUCACCACCCUCUUUAUUCGAAGCUAGUGGAUGAGCCUACGUGGGCUAAGUUUGUUUUCCUAUCGGCGCUUUACCCAGAUAUUUCACGUAUCAUAAGAAGAGAUCCAACACCAUUUCAACGGCAAAUGAUAUCAGCAUUUAAAUCCAUUGAGAUCGAAAUUGAUUAUAAAGGCUAUUUGUUUUACAAACCUAAAUCUCAGCGCGAUGACCUUCAAGACAAAAUAUUUUCGUCGCCCCCAUCUGGCCCUCACUCCGAUCUGCUAAACACAAUAUCGACUAUGCAAAAUGCAAUUAUGAAGUUAGACGAGAAACUUGACGCAACAAGAGAGGAGAUGAGACAGCAACGCGAGCAACACGAGCAGCAUGAGAAGACUAUGCAAAAUGCAAUUAUGAGUCUGAAUGAGAAGUUUGACGCAAUAAGAGACGAAAUGAGACAGCAAGUCGAGGAGUCGAAACGGAAGUUCAAGACGGGAAUCGAAAGAAUCCUUCAGCUAUACUCUUGAAAUGUGGCCGAAGUUGUCGACGUUACACGCAAUAACGAUUCGGCGGCGAUCAAGUUGGAAACUGCGUCGACGACAUCUGCAAUAGAGUCAUAUAUGGAAAGGCGAUAGUCGGGCAUCGACUCGAGAGUGCUGCCGGAAUUGAAGUCGGUGAUUCCAUGAUCCGUCAAGCGGUCAACUUUUACUUGAAUAACACCCUCUCUUCUUUGCAUUUGACCUGAGGGGUCAACUUUUUUUUGCUUUUGCUAUAAAAAGGCGCGUUGCGGCUAUAGGAGGUUUUCAUAGGAUUGGGCAAUGGUAGUAUGAACAUCAUAAUAGACAUGAUGUUUUUAAGAGACCACUCUCUCAAAGCGAAAGAAACUAAAAAUGAUUGCUUGAGAUUGUAGUUGUUUC